Folsomia candida is the source of this 8132-nucleotide messenger RNA. It is a transcript of the gene Epg5, whose product is annotated as ectopic P granules protein 5 homolog. The transcript has 41 exons. NCBI's taxonomy places the organism in Eukaryota, Metazoa, Arthropoda, Collembola, Entomobryomorpha, Isotomidae. Gene Ontology annotation, cellular component: cytoplasm. The record is from RefSeq and is a predicted model, not a curated record. Gene Ontology annotation, biological process: autophagosome maturation. Bases 287 to 7813 code for a protein of 2508 amino acids.
CUGAUCCUCUCAUUUUCUUUCAGUCAGAGGAGCACGAAAUAAUACAAAUUGUAUAAUGCAAUAGUUAAUUUAUAUAGCUUCGCCAUCGCCCAUCUUUCAUUCAUCCAUAAUAAACUUGAGGAUUAUUAUGUCCUACAAGACGGAGUUAUAAUUAUGGAGAUUCUGCAUGGAAGAUUCUUUGUAAUAGAGACGUGAUGUACCUGGAAUAGAAAACAAUUACUAAUUACCACUACAAACUAUUGUGUUUUAGUGGGUGUGCCUCGCUCUCUUUGAAACAUCGUUGAAAAUGGAGGCGACUGGGUUGCAGAAGAGUCGACAAAAGAAAAAGAGCAGCAACAGGGUUGAAGAACUGGAAGGACCUAUUCCCGAGCCUCCAAAACUCGAGGAUUUUGUUGGACUUGAAGCAGAUCACGAUUGUGGGGAAGAUAUCAAAAGUGAAAAUGCAAGUUCUCCUCCUUUGUCAUCUGGUAGUGACCCUGCAACAAUGGCGAGAGAAGAAACAUCUUCAGUAACAUCACCACGAAAUUCCAUUGGUGUCGAAGCAGUUGAAGAGACCAUCCACGGCUCUGAUAUUGUGUCUGACGAUACAUCCUCAAUUUUUUCUGUCGACCCAUGCGAAGAAGCAUUGACAGAAGAAAAUCCACCGUCGACAUCAGUGUCAGCUCCAAAUUUAGACGAAGCAGAUUACUUUGCCCACACACAAUUGUACCCAAGUCUCCCCUUAACGAUAGACAGUAGUCUACCCUCAAUGGCAUCUUUAACGACAUGGGAAAAUAUUCCAACUCCAGAGCACCAGUCCAAGUCCAAGUCGAAGAAUCUUACCACGGUCUAUACUAUGUCGUUCGAAGUACCUGUGGAACUCCUUCCUGCUGAAUUGGACUCUAAAAUUCAUCACCUUUACGCAAAUAUGAUUCUUGAAAGCAGUGAUGAGAAGGUGAAAGAGUUUCUCAAGGGAACAAAAACGUCGUACGAUGGAUUUGAGCUUUAUGAGCUCAUCUCUAGUUAUCAACGAGCUUAUAAUCAACUCUCGGGAUGUGAGAAGAGUUUAAAUGACUUGAGAGAGACCUGUAUGAAUCUAGAAAAGGGUUUAUGGACCGUUAAUAACGAUACCAUGAGUCAAAAUUCGUCCUGUGCUGAUGGAAAUAUCGUUUCCGCAAGUCAUAAGUACAUGGUAGCGAAAUUCGAUAAACAAAUCUACGUUCAGUUGGACAAAGUGCUAAAAGGGACGAAAGAAUUGAUUAAGGAUUCAUUCUCGUUGUUCACUUAUUCUGCACAACUUUGCAAAACUCAGAUAAACCAUUUCUUCCACAAGUCUUUUAAGGGCAUUAAUCUUCAAAGCUUCGAUGUUCAAGGGUACUACUCUGGGUAUCCGAAUGGAGAAUUACAAAAUUGUGCCAAUUUACUAAAAGUCUGCCUUUCUACUCUGUUCAUUUUCAUUCGAAGAGGAUCGACGCACGCUCAAGUUAGAAAGGACUGUCAAAAAUGGUUGACAGAUUGUGUGGGAUUGUUGCUAAGAAUUGCGACGCUGGAUGACCAUCUAUUCAUUUUAAAUCAUGCCAUCCGAUGUCCUCCUGGAAUGGUUGGAAAAGGAUUGACAUGCUGUGUUCAAGUCCCCAAGAUUCCAAUUCCCUCAAGUCCAGAAGAUUAUUUCAACUCUGGAUUUAGCAACCUAAACUUGGAUUAUGCUUUAACCGUGUUGAAGAUAAUUCUGAAUCCUGUUCCAAAGCGAGACGAAUUUCUGAAGCAGGUCGAAGUUGGACUUCGAGUCAUUCCAUCCCACGAUCCAACGAACCAGUGGGUUGUUGUAGAUUCUGAUGGGGAGGAUGAUCCAGAAGAUGUUUCUUUCUUCAAAGAGAGUGACUUGAUUAGCUUGCUUCAACAAAUUCCUUUCGAUAACAUGUUCCGUCGAAUUCUUCUCAUUUCAAAAGUUCAAAAUCAAGACAUUUAUGACAUUAGGGUAGCUUCAGAGCGAAAUGUACUAAAACUAUUGGCAUUUGGAACCCAGCUUGUAAAUAUACUCGGACAAGGAUUCGUUUCGUACUAUACUGACCGAUAUCGCCAACUAAUCAAGAUGAUUGGACGCCUAGUUCUCCAUUGUGUUCAAUAUAUCACGGACCACAUUGAAUCGCUAAUAAGCAGCGACUUUGGACGUGAUUGUGGUCAGAAAGGGAGCUUGAUACGAAAAGAGUACGACUUAUUUUUCAGGAGCGCCGUUGGUAUUCUGUUUAGUGGAAAGAAUAUCGGUUCGUUGCAGUUCCUUGCAGCAAUGCCGUUUCAAUUGAUAUCAUCGGAAAUGCUCUGGCAUGUUUACUGUGCAAUUACAAAGUGGACCAUCAGCGAUCGUUUCAAGACGGACAUAUCUUCCGAAUUUGAAAAUGAGUUGGUUUCUAUGAAUGAGUCGGAUGGGUUUUACUUAUUAACAACUUUGUGCAGUAUGGCCACUGCGAGGGAAAAAACUGACGCAAAUUUUACGAGAAUUGUGACUUUACAUCUUUUCCAGAUUGGAUUCCUUAGCCCCUUGACGAGAGAUUGUUGUUCUAAAACAGCUAGAGACUUGCUGGGAAAUCUGACAAGAAAAUAUCCAGAAAUCAUCACCAUUUUGCUGCAUACAAUCGAUUCGAAGAUGCAGAUCAUAGAAACUUUUUCACUGUAUCUGUUGAAAGAAUUGGCGUUUGAUUUGUGGAUUCCAACUGAUUUGGAUAUGAAGCUAAUCUUCCAUUGGUUGGUCAGUUUUCCGGUGUCAUCGACCGAAAAUCAGACUGCAAGAUUCGUCAUUCAGUCCAUGAAUUGGAGUUUCAAUGCUGCUGAUGGAAAAUUGUUUCUCACAUUUGAUAUUCAUUACGAAGUCGCUCUUAUGAUAAUGGAAUCUAAUGCAAAGUGGGAGAAAGGUCAAAACUUCAUCAGCGAGGGAAUGAAACAAAUGAACCCUUUAACCAGUAAAAGUCAAGAUAAUUGGGCUUGGGAUAUGUUAAAGAGGCUACAUCUCCAUGUCUUCGAUAGACAUGCUUAUUCUAGUCAUGAUCAACUGCAGCAAAUUUUAAUGAGCAUGGCUACUUUUGAUAGCAAUCCAGAACUCGAAUGUGUCAGAAAAGGAAUAGAAAACAAAAAUCCACUGGCUUGUUUUCUGGCACUUUAUCUCACUCCUGCAGGAGUAUCAGUCCCUCUCAUUUGUUCAAAAGGAAUCGAUCUCAUUGAAAUCAUCCUACAAAAUUAUAGACUGGAAUACGUGAUGCAUGCUCUUUUCUUCAUCACUCCCCUGUUUAUUGACUGCCCUGAAACGUUACAUGCAAUUGACAAAUUUCGUAACAUUUUGACGGUUUUAUUGGCUGCUGACAUGACUUAUGUUCGGAUGGCGAAAAACCUUAUUACGACCGACUUUCCGGGAGAAGCAACAAAACUUUUUGGGGACAUGAUAUCAUGUCAGGUUAAUCAGUGUUCACGAUUCGGGACUGAUGAGAAGUCUGUAGUCGCCUUUUGGACUGAAAGCUUUACGAAAUUAAAUGGCUGGAAUAAAGACAACAAUGUUCUCUAUCUUUUGGACAUACUCGCGAAAUCUUCCUUGACCAGAAACGAUUGUCAUUCCUAUUUUAUGCACCAUUUUGCAGAUAUAUAUAAAAAUAUGCCAAAAUCUAGUCAUUCCGGAAUUACGUCUUUGUUCAGCUGGACAGCUUCGGCAACUACACUUUUGUCAAAUCCUUCGUACUCUCAGAUUCCAUAUUUUACCUACUACUUGCUGUGCAUCGAAAUGGAGUUGGAAAAUCAAACGGGUUUUUGGAAAACGCUUUGCAUCAAGCUGAAUAAUCCAAAGGUUCCACUAGAUGCAGCUGUUAAGAAAUCUGUUAGCGUUUCAAAAUUUUCAACAUCGACGAAUUUCAUAACAAUUUAUCGAUGGGGUCAGUUGGCUCUGGAUUUGCCAAAUAACCACGAAUUAACGUUUUUGGUCUGGCAAAAAUUUUUCCUUCGCUAUUUUCAUCGUGUUUCUGAUAAUCAAACAACACAGUACGCUUGUGUGGCAAGUCGGUUUUUUGAAGGAAUGAUCAAUUCAUCUUUUUAUAACAAGCUACGACGAAAACUCAAUGAUUUGUUGAGUUACGUCAAAGAAAAGCUGACAUCGUUUGAGCAAAACAUAAAUACCUCUGAAAAUGCGUCUGAAAAUCCAGUAAUCAUGAAAGAACUGCUCAUGGAUAAAAUAAAUUUGGCAAAUGCUUUGGUCUUAUGGAUUAUGGAUUGUCAACUGUUGCAACCAACCUUAUAUCUUCCUGCCUUAUCACCGCAAUUUAUGCCCACCGUUUUACUUUCUUUGAUGGACGGCGAAGAGAUAUCUUGGAGCAAUUAUAUUGACUUUGAAGUGAUUUUAUCAGAAGAUCGAGUUGCUGCAAGAACGUACAUGACCACAAUUGGUAGAAGUGGCUGGUUUGAUGGAUUUAAGCUGCCUCGAUUUUGUGACCUUAGAAUCUCAUUGUCCAACUGUAUUGAAGAUGUUUUAAAACGUUUAAACUCUUACGAUAGUCCCAGAGAACCACCAAAUGUCCCAGUUUUUGAAGAUAUUAUUCCAACCUCCCCUCCCAUGAUGUUGGUAGAUGUUGCUAGUAUGAAACGCGGACUUGAGCCACACUUUUCGCAAUUACGCAAUUUUUCAAAGUCAUUUGCCAUCCAAAUAUCUCAACUACUGGCAUUAAAUUGCUCAUAUUGCGAGUGUUUACCCGAGUUGUAUUUAAAUAGCCCUGCAGAGAUGGUUGUCAAUGCCCGGUGCAGUGGUAAAAGCGGAAGUAGAACUUUCGAAAGUUGCGCUGGUCCUGCUCGAAUUGUUUUCAAGUACACAGAAGCAAAACUAAAUGAAAAUUUAGGACACAAAAUUCAUCAAAAUCGGAUCGAAUAUCAAACCCUGUUGGAUGGCAAAGGCACACAGCCACCUCCUGAAAUAGUUUGUACUGCGGCAGUGUUCAUUGAAGACUUUAUAACUAACUUGGUUGUUCAUUACCGUCGUGCUUCGUCAGAUGGCGAAGAACGAGUUAAGGUCUCCGGAGUGGGAUCCGAACUUUUCUACUAUGCUGCAACUCUAGUUAACGGUGACACUGAUUUUUAUCCCCCAACUCGUCAGUUGCUGUCAUCCCUGCUUGAGGUCCUCGGACGAGAAUUUAUUUCAACGCAUCCUUCCCAGUGUCAUCGUCUUGUUACGACGUCAAUCAGAAAUCCAAAGCUCGUUGGAGCCUUGGCUACUCACUUGAGCCUUACGGCUUGUCAGCCAUCCAUGUUGAUUGACAUUUAUAGAGAAGUCUCGUCAAUCCCUAGAAAAGAUGUGGAUUUAGCUUUCGUAAUAUUAACAAAGUUUGACAUUAAUAACUGGUUGAGAACAACAAAACCUAAGCUAAACGACAGAUCUCAAUUAUUGCAAAUAAUGUGGAAAGCUAUCGUUGUUGAUGGGUUUGCUCCUGAAGAUGAUAGACUUAUGGUUCAUGACACUUACCGAAAUCAUUUUAGGAGUAUGCUCGUCUAUGAUUUUCCACAGCAUUACGGAGAGAUCCUCGCACUAUUGCUUGAAGGAAUAAAGCAAAAUAAUGUCUCUCCCCAAAUCUGGUAUGACUUUUGCAAUGGAUUAAGUCGAGACACUAUUCGAUUCUAUCCUGGAAUGGAUAGUUUUUUACGAAAGCGAGAAGCAAAAAGAUUUGCGACUGAGGGCAAUAUGUUGGGAUAUCAUGAGCUCAUGGGGACUGCGCAGCUAUUAGCUCAACAUUUUACGGAUGAGAGAUUGGCAAAUGGACUCUAUGGAUUAUAUUCCAAGUACCGCAAUUAUGUAGAACCUCUUUCCUGUUUCCUGCAAAUAGUUGCGUACAGUGUUGUCGCAUGCACUUUAACAAACUCACAAGGAACUUUAUCGCAAAACAUUGUUGAUGCAGUUUGGCCAAUAGUCAGAAAUUUAUAUUCUCCUUGGAUGCUGCCUUAUAAUCAAAAAUUUAUUCAACAAAAUUGUGCCCAGUGGAUCCAACACAUGAAUUUUGAUGCUACAAACGUGCUGCAGCCUUGGAUUAGCAAUGAUUCCCAAUUAGCGAUGAUAAUUGUGAAUGAUUUUACUGAUUGCUUGAUGUUCCUUGCUGAAACAUUGCCAGGAAAUACUGCAAUUUUUUCGUACCUGUGGAAUUUCUAUAUUGAAAACUUUGCCUUCAUCGGAGUCAAGGAGCACGUUGUGGGUGUCGUUCAUAACUGUCUUGUCAGCGUACCUUGGGCAUCAUUUUGGCCAUCAUUCAGUGAUGUAGAAUUAUGGGUUAGGGUUGUUGAAAAGUUCUUGCCUGCAUCUCACAGCUUUUUGAGCAUUGUCUUCGCCCAGAUCUCAUGGCUCGAAUGGAUUGGCCAGUUGAGCCCAAAAUUCUUUGGAAAAGGACAUGCUAUGUUACUCAACCUAACCGUCAGACUUGGCAAUGACACCGUGGCAAGAGAGUCGCCCACAUGGAUGCAAGUACUGGAAACUGCAGAGACUCGUAUUAAUUGGCUUGCUAUUCCCCCAAGUGGCCUUGAACCAAUUUUAAACUGGUUAGUUAUGAGUAUAGAUCCUCGUGUUGUUUUGAAUCUGGAUCUCACACAUCGAAUGGAUAAAGCCCUCCUAAGAUUACUGGAGACUGCUUGUGGCUAUGGCCAUACCGAACAACUAAGCACAAAUUCUUCUUGUAACUCUAUGGAACUUAAUACGAAGAGAUAUUGUUAUGUCCGAUCGUAUGUCAAGCUUAUUGUAAGCGCUUCCUCGAAACAUAAAAAUCUUCUUGAAAGUCAUCCAAAAGCUUUUGAAGAUGCCAUUGGAAGCAUGAUUUCGGAACUGGCAACAUCGGUGAAGAGAGAAAAUCAAUCACCUGAUUUCUUCAUGUCGCACCUUCGUGAGUUGUUGGCUUUGAUGUCCAACCACACUCUGGUAACCAUUGCCAGAAAUGCGGUGCUGGAAUGGUGCAAUUCUACCGACUCACACACACUAGUGUUUUUAAUGACAGUUAUUCAAUUAAGUUGUGGCGUGCAAGUCCGGCCGUAUAUUGUGUGCCCCUUACUUGAAACUAUUAUUAAUUUGUGCUUCAAAUAUCCUGAUGUGUCCUGGACGUCAAUUCGAGACCUGACAGUAGUGAACCCUGAAGAAUUAAGCAACUUUUUCGAUAUUUCUUCUAAGGACGGACACUAUCUUGUCCUUCAUAGUUUACUUCUAAGACGAUUCCCCAUUUUUAUACAAGCAGGAUCGAACACCAUUAGUGUUUUUACGGAUUUGUUAAAAAAUAUUAAACCCAAAGAAGCUAACGAAGAAGCACUGUCUUUGAUUUACAAUGAAAUUUUAAACGUGAUGAUUCAUCUUCACAAAGAAGCUUCCGAACACAGAAAUGAAGCUGUUUUGAUACAAGGAAAGAAAUUUUUACUUCAACUGGCGCAACAUGCAUCUCUGGUUGGAGACGAUAAGCAAGGAUGGGGUUUGUUGGGUGCGUUUGGAAUUGGAAAAUCGUCUCAACUUAGCGUCAGAGGACGACUCUUUGCAAAGUGCAUCGGAACCUUUAUCUUUGUUCAAUUGCCAGUUAAUUUAAAUGUUCGAAUCAACCCUAGCUCGGAAGGUCAUUUUUCACAGAUAUCUAAUGAAACUUCAAUAAAACCUCAUCCCGAAGUGCAAUCAUGUCUUGAGAAAUUGGAAAGCUUGAAACAAAGUCGUCAACACACCGACUUGAUCGAAUGUAUUGAUUUCGCCACAGAAUUUAUCAAUUUACCGGAUAACGCUUUGUCAUCCUCUUCACUCUUCAUUUCAAAAUUGAAUGGUUACUUGUUUGCGUCUAGAUUUUUACCACGUUCAUGAUUAUUAAGGGAAAUAUUUAUAUUUUUUAAACUUGUCAGUUUCACAUUUGCGUUGAUUUAUUGUACGGAAUAUUUUACUAUUAAUUGACUUUAUCUUUGUUGACUUUGAUGCCUUGUCACUUGUUUUUAAUGAUUAAAUUAAGCGAGACGAUUAUUUAUUUUUAACGGUAACAAGUCCCUUGAAACCUGGGUAUAAAAAUUGUGAUAUUUAUAAUAGAACGGUUGUGAUGUGUCUCUCUGUCCUACCUCGAUGCAUUGCAUGAUUAAGUGAAACUUAAUAGCUGACAAUUGUAAUAAAAUCAUAAUCAUGUAAGAUAAAA